AUGUUGGGGAAAGCGGAGUCGAAAGGAAGGGAGUCGAACAAUGGUCGGAACUCGCGGCAGAAGGAGAAGGGGUUUAAGAUCAAGGGGAGGGCUCAGACUGAGGAGAAGGAAAAAGGGCAAGAUGAGAAGAGCACCAGCAAGAACAAGUCGGGGAAUAAGCCAAUAUACCACGACUACGACGAAGCCACCAAAGGAGUUCCACAGCCGGUCCGAGAACAGCGAAAGACCGAUGGAGCCUGUGUGCGAUGUGGCCGAAAGGGUCAUCUUUGGAAAUGGUGUCGUUCAGAUGCUAACAGCAGUGCAUCUAUCUCCUCUUUCUCCCGAAAGCGUACCCGCGAUGACGAUGGCGACCACGAUAUGGAACCACCGGAACUCCAACCUCAGAGAAAGCGCAUGAGGCACCGUGCUAGGAAGCCGGCUGCUACGGCUGCGGCAGAAUACACUGGUGGGCAAGCGUUUGUGCGAGAACGCGGAUCGGAAUCUGAGAUGGAUUUCGACGAGGAUUUUUAA
Messenger RNA from Morchella sextelata, 510 nucleotides. RefSeq lists its product as uncharacterized. The transcript has a single exon. The record is from RefSeq and is a predicted model, not a curated record. Lineage: Eukaryota; Fungi; Ascomycota; Pezizomycetes; Pezizales; Morchellaceae. Bases 1 to 510 code for a protein of 169 amino acids. Gene Ontology annotation, molecular function: nucleic acid binding; zinc ion binding.